Molecule: messenger RNA, 2096 nt
Organism: Planococcus citri (citrus mealybug)
Lineage: Eukaryota; Metazoa; Arthropoda; Insecta; Hemiptera; Pseudococcidae
Product: probable splicing factor, arginine/serine-rich 6
Exons: 6
Coding region: 992-1846 (284 amino acids)
Molecular function (GO): zinc ion binding; RNA binding
Source: RefSeq, a predicted model, not a curated record
AAUGAAAAAUGCACUCAAACGAAUUAAAUCCUGCGAAAAUUUUAUUUUUCAUAUUUUAUCUACAUGAAUAAUGAAUUUAUGAUCAUGUAGGAAUGAUUUUAAUGAAAAAAAAUGAAGAAAUUAGGUUAUAAACAACACUGUUUUUCAACAUUAAAGAUGAAAGUUAUACAUAAACUUGACAAAAUUAUACCUUUUGGCGGAUAUUACAACACUCACUGGUGAAAUAUAAUUAAAUAAUCGUCGAAUCUUGUCAAAAUCCCACUAAAAUCAUCUAAUUGGUUUGAGAUGUUGAUGGUUUCUUGAUUCUUGAUUAGAUAACCUUAUCCAUCCAUUGUAGUUGGAUGGUUGUAUUCACAAUGCAGAUUUAAAACGCAUUUUAGAUUAUAUGGUUCACUAUUCAUUUCACUGCGAUGUUAUUCCAGUAAAACACAGGCACUAAUACACAUCAGUUUUCAUUUUUAUGCACUUCACAAGAUAUCUACACAUCCGAAUCACACAAUGUCACAACACAAACAGAUCGCGAAAAAUUCACUUUUGUACAAAAAUAAAGUAAUCCAACACCACCAGUAGUUGAAAACAACAAUAUCUCAUCCCUACACCACAUUUUAGAACGAAUAUUAAUUAAAAUGUCAUCAUUUUAAUAACGUUUUUAACGAAAGUUUUACUCUAUUUCACGAACUCGCCAUUAAAUGUACGUUAAAAUUCAAAUGGUAAACACAAUCGAGCCAUCUACUAGUGGUGACGUCAGAAGGUGAUAACGAUUCAGCGCUCAGGCCUUUUACUAUAGGUGGUAUUGGUAGUCACCAUUACUUAUUAGUUAUUAUUACUUGAUAAUUGAAUAUUAUUUUAAUAUUUUUGCAAUAAUUAUUAAAUCAUUUAGUGUUCAUUAAGUAGUGUUGAAUUGCUCUAUCGUGAUGAUUCGAACAACAGAAUAAAACAUAGGUACUCAUUACACGUUCAAAAGUAAGUUCGUAGCUGGUGAUUUUUAGUGAUGUCGCGUAGUCGCCAUGAAAGUUCUAGCCGCCAUGAAAAUCCAGAUUGUAAGGUUUACAUCGGAGAAUUAGGUUUUAAUGCUUCGAAACAAGACGUCGAAGACGCAUUUUCAUAUUAUGGUCCAAUACGUAACGUGUGGGUGGCCAGGAAUCCACCAGGUUUCGCAUUCGUCGAGUUCGAAGACGUUAGAGAUGCCGAAGACGCGGUCAAAGAAGUUGACGGCAGAAGAACCGUCUGUGGAAGACGUGUUCGCGUAGAACGGGCUGGCAAUAGACGGGGUAGAGGUGGUUUUAGAGGACGCUCGUUCCGUGGUGGCGGUGGUGGUCACCGAGGACGAUCUUUUCAUCCCGAUGAGCGUGAUCGAUGUUUCGAAUGUGGAGAUCGAGGACAUUAUGCCAGAGAGUGUAGACAUAGACGUGGAGGACGACGAAGUCGAGGUCGAGGCGGUGGCCGGUCCUACAGCAGAUCAAGAUCCCGUUCAGGAUCGCGCGAUCGUCGCUCAAGAUCUCGCGAUCGUCGUUCAAGAUCUCGGGACCGUCGUUCGAGAUCUCGCGAUCGUCGCAGUAGGUCGCGGGCUGAUCGUCGAUCCAGAUCUAAUUCAAGUUCCCGUUCACGUUCACCAUCUCGUACUAGAAAUAAUAAGCGUAGCAGAUCUCGUUCCGAUUCACCACGUAAUAACGAUCGUAAAGCCAAAUCUGUAUCUAGAUCGCGUGAUCGGUCAGUAUCCAAAUCGAAAGCCAAAUCAGUAUCUAGAUCACGUGAUCGAUCAGUUUCCAAAUCGAAAUCUAAGUCGAGGACACCGGCUCCGAGGAAAGCCAGUUCUGGAUCUCCUGCGAGAAACGGUGAUGCCUAAUUCUCCGCUACCUUUUUUUUUUUUUAUUUGCUGUGUUAUUUCUCAACCUCACGAUUCAGUUUUUAUUUGACACAUUCUUCUUACGUUAGUUUAAAAUGAAACAGACAGUCUUAACUUUUAAGUUCACAUAGACGAACUGUUGGUUUGCAAUAAUUUUUCUUUUUCAUCUUUUACAUUUUUUUUUUUUUUCGUUUUUGUGUUAAGUAGUCUAUUUCAAGGUGAAAUGAAAAAUUAAACGUUUAAUGCUAAA